CUCAGUAAUUUAUAUAAAGCAAUUUGGAAAAAAACGAAGAAAGAAAGAAAGAAAGAGAGGAAAUAGCAAUGGAAGGCGAGGGUGUUAUAAAGCACAAGGCUUACGCGCGCGUGGGGCUUCUCGGCAACCCAAGCGACGUGUAUUACGGCAACACAAUCUCUCUCAGCCUUGCCAACUUCUCCGCCACCGUCACCCUGCACCCUUCCAACGACCUCUUAAUUCAGCCGCAUCCUAUUCACGAUUUUGUCCGCUUCACCUCUCUUCCUCAAUUGGUGAACAGGUUGAAUAAUGAAGGUUACUAUGGUGGAGUACGGUUGCUUAUGGCGAUUUGCAAGGUUUUCCACAAUUACUGCAAGGAGAAUGCCAUUACUCUCGCUGAGAAGAAUUUCACUCUCUCUUAUGAUACUGAUAUACCUCGUCAGACAGGACUUUCAGGUUCUAGUGCGAUCGUCUGUGCUGCCUUAAACUGCCUUCUUGAUUUCUAUGAUGUCCGUCAUCUAAUCAAGGUUGAGGUGAGGCCUGGCCUUGUCCUCGCGGCAGAGAAUGAGCUAGGCAUAGUUGCUGGUCUUCAGGAUCGUGUCGCACAAGUCUAUGGUGGCCUAGUUUACAUGGAUUUCAGCAAGGAAAACAUGGAUAAACUGGGGCAUGGAGUUUAUGAGCCUUUGGAUGUGAAUCUCCUCCCACCUCUGCAUCUAAUCUAUGCUGAGAAUCCUAGUGAUUCUGGGAAGGUUCAUAGUCAAGUAAGGCAAAGGUGGCUAAAUGGUGAAGAGUUCAUUGUAUCAUCAAUGAAAGAAGUUGCAAAUUUAGCAAAAGAAGGAAGAAAGGCAUUAGAAGAAAAGGACUACUCUAAAUUUGCAGCACUCAUGAAUAGGAAUUUUGACCUGCGAAGGUCAAUGUUUGGAGAUGCUGCCCUUGGUGAUUUAAACAUCAAAAUGGUAGAAGUAGCUAGAAAAGUUGGAGCUGCAUCAAAAUUUACAGGUAGUGGAGGAGCUGUUGUCGUAUAUUGUCCCCAUGGGGAUUCUCAGGUAAAACAGCUGCAAGAAGAAUGUAAUCAAGCAGGAUUUGUGUUACAACCAAUUGAACUUGUUCCUUCCCGUCUAAAUGACAUUGACUUGAAAACCUUAUAAAUGAUGUAAUCCAUUAUACUCUUUAUGAAGAAAAAAUGUCUUUUCAUUAAGAGACGAAGUAGAAUUUCCAAUGAUUUGUUACUGUAUUUAAGAAUAAUCAAUAUUAAUUCAGUUGAAU
Messenger RNA from Arachis stenosperma, 1245 nucleotides. RefSeq names its product glucuronokinase 1-like. Gene Ontology annotation, molecular function: ATP binding. The record is from RefSeq and is a predicted model, not a curated record. The coding region runs from base 69 to 1127 and encodes 352 amino acids. Lineage: Eukaryota; Viridiplantae; Streptophyta; Magnoliopsida; Fabales; Fabaceae. The transcript has 6 exons.